ACUGCCUACGCGAAGAUACCAUCGGCCCUCAUCUUCGCCUUUCCCACUAGCCAGUCUCCGGCGAUCCGCUCUCCGACAUAAUUGUAUACAAUUAUGAAGUGAUCACAGAAACUAGUCGUAUUCCACAUUGCAGGCCAUGGAAUCCGAGAAUGCAGUUGAUGAAUUUGAAGGUAGAGUUCUAGAGAUGAUGCAGGGUAUGGAAGAUUUACUCAAAAAACAGGAUCGUAAGAUCGCUGUUGUGUUAGGUCAAAAGUUUAACAUGAAGAGGAUCGAAGCAGACAAGCCCGUAAGACUAUCACGGCUGCACUUGAGGAAUCCCAAACUACACUUGAGGAAUCCCAUACUGUACUUGAUGAACGGAAAGCUUGAAGAGAUCAAUGAUGAGCUCAAAAAGAUGUUACAGAUAAAUGAAGAAGAAGCAAUUGAUAAGGUAUUGGAAGUAGAGCAAAAGUACAAUGACGAAUCCCAGACUGCAUUGGGAUCCCAUACUAAUCUGAGUGAGAGUCAGCGUGCUAAAUGGGAGGCGUGUAGGCAAGAACUAGAGGAGAUGAAGGUCCAUGUCCAAAAAAGGGAAUCUACGGUUGACUAGUUGUGCUUGGCGUAUGAGAAGUUGCUUCAGCAUAACAGAAAUUUGUUCGAUCGUUAAACAAUCAAGCCAGUUUGUUGCACUUUCUUCCCCAUUGUUAUAUGUUUUUCUCAACUUUGUACAUAUGAAAUUGUCAUACUUUUUAGCCACUAUUUUUGCUCGUUCAUUUGCACAAUUUCUAUUUCCUGUGCCUGAAAAUGAAUUUGUAAUAGUGAGUUACAAACAGGAUUACAUAACUCUAUAAAAAUUUUAUCUAUUUCAAGAUUAUUUUAA
Molecule: messenger RNA, 859 nt
Organism: Ipomoea triloba (trilobed morning glory)
Lineage: Eukaryota; Viridiplantae; Streptophyta; Magnoliopsida; Solanales; Convolvulaceae
Exons: 3
Coding region: 137-589 (150 amino acids)
Source: RefSeq, a predicted model, not a curated record